Messenger RNA from Rhizoctonia solani, 465 nucleotides. Its product is annotated as Retrotransposable element Tf2 protein. The record is from RefSeq and is a predicted model, not a curated record. The transcript has a single exon. The coding region runs from base 1 to 465 and encodes 154 amino acids. Lineage: Eukaryota; Fungi; Basidiomycota; Agaricomycetes; Cantharellales; Ceratobasidiaceae.
AUGGACCUACACAUGCAUGACUACCCAGCAGAAACCCUCCAAACCCUAAUCAACUCCAGAGCCACCUCAAAUUUCAUAUCACCUUGUAUUGUUGAAAAACUCAAAAUCCCAAAAUCCCUACUCAAAAAUCCACAAGUAGUGAGAAUGUUAGACAGUACAAUCUCCCUGACUGGUUCUAUUUGGGACCAGGUACAACUUGCAGUUUUGGCCAAUGGUCAUUCACACUCCAUCCCCUUCCUUUUUUGUCCCAUUGGCAACACACCUGCCAUCCUAGGCAUGACAUGGUUAACCCAAGAAUCCCCUCUCAUUGACUGGCAACAGGGAAUAGUUACCUUCCCCAAAUACUCCAACAUUGCAUUGGAAGAGGAAGCCAAUCCAAGUCCCACAAACAAUCUUCCAAUUCAAUAUCACAAAUUUGCCAGUGUCUUUGGAGAAGAGGAGUUCAAAGUCCUACCCCUGCAUUGA